Messenger RNA from Selaginella moellendorffii, 639 nucleotides. RefSeq lists its product as uncharacterized. The record is from RefSeq and is a predicted model, not a curated record. Lineage: Eukaryota; Viridiplantae; Streptophyta; Lycopodiopsida; Selaginellales; Selaginellaceae. The transcript has 3 exons. Bases 1 to 450 code for a protein of 149 amino acids.
AUGGAUGUGGCUUCGCAUGGGCUCUACGAUGGGAUGAGCGAGCAAGAGGUUUGCGACAUAGCCGCGACGGUCGAUCCAGAAACACCAGAGGUUUAUUUGGGGCUAAAAAGGGCGAGGCGAGCGCCACCAGGUUCCUUCCUGCUGCUAGCUACUCUCUCUUACAUCCAGAGCUUCUUAGAGAUCGGCACGCCGGAGAUCGACAUUGAUUGGCGUGCUAGCGGCGCACGAUCGUGCGGGAGAUCAACAUCGGCAGCAAAGAAAAAGCUUCUUUCUUGCGAUGCAUCGGCUCAUUAUCGAUUUCCAUUGUUACUUUGCAGCCAUGCUGUUGCUUGUGGCUUUCCUGAUCCUAGCGAUCUUUCCCGCGGCUUAAGAGCGAUGAAGUCAACCUUGCGGCUGACUCUUCCUCGACGUGGAAAUUGUAAGGGGAGAGAUUGGGAGAGGAGGCUUUGACCGUGUGUAGGUAUCCUAAUGACUCCCAAGGUUAUGUAGUUAAAGUUGUGAUGGUAAGGCAUUCUUUCAUUUUAUUUUUUUUUUGUUUGUUUUUUUAUCCAAAUGUUAGAUGAGGUGCAAUUGGUUUCAGCUUAUUGGGAGAUUUAUUUUGGUUUUAUAUUAAGGAGUAAAUAAAUGUGAUGUGGUAAA